GGGGGCAGCACAGGGGACGCUGCCUUCCUGGGUGGGUUUGCUCAUGACCCACCUCAAACCAUUGCUCUUUCUCUCUUUAAAGUUCAAGCUCAUCUCCCAGGCCUAUGAAGUGCUCUCAGAUGCGAAGAAAAGGGACAUCUAUGACCAGGGCGGCGAGCAGGCCAUCAAGGAGGGGGGCCUGGGCAGCCCCAACUUCUCCUCCCCCAUGGACAUCUUCGACAUGUUCUUCGGCGGGGGAGGGCGGAUGGCCCGGGAGAGGAGAGGCAAGAACGUUGUGCACCAGCUGUCUGUGACCCUUGAAGAUUUAUAUAACGGAGUCACAAAGAAACUGGCCCUCCAGAAAAACGUCAUUUGUGAGAAAUGUGAAGGGAUCGGGGGGAAGAAGGGCUCCGUGGAGAAGUGCCCGCUGUGCAAGGGCCGCGGCAUGCAGGUGCACAUCCAGCAGAUCGGGCCGGGCAUGGUGCAGCAGAUCCAGACCAUGUGCAUCGAGUGCAAGGGCCAGGGCGAGCGCAUCAGCCCCAAGGACCGCUGCGAGGGCUGCGGCGGCAACAAGGUGGUCCUGGAGAAGAAGACCAUCGAGGUGCACGUGGAGAGAGGCAUGAAGGACGGGCAAAAGAUUCUGUUUCAUGGAGAAGGCGAUCAGGAGCCCGAGCUGGAGCCUGGUGAUGUCAUAAUUGUGCUUGAUCAGAAGGAUCAUAGUGUCUUUCAGAGGCGAGGCCACGACCUGGUCCUGAAAAUGAAAGUCCAGCUCUCCGAGGCCCUCUGCGGCUUCAAGAAGACGGUAACCACCCUGGACGGCCGCGUCCUGGUUAUCACGUCCAAGUCAGGUGAGGUGAUCAAGCACGGGGACCUGAAGUGCGUGCGCAACGAGGGGAUGCCCAUCUACAAGGCGCCCCUGGAGAGAGGCAGCCUGGUGGUCCAGUUCCUAGUGGUCUUCCCAGAGAAGCUCUGGCUCCCCCUGGACAAGCUGCCCCAGCUGGAGGCCUUGCUCCCUCCGCGGCAGCAGGUGGCCGUCUCGGACGACAUGGAGCAGGUGGAGCUGCAGGAGUUCAGCCCCAGCGAC
Molecule: messenger RNA, 1063 nt
Organism: Myotis brandtii (Brandt's bat)
Lineage: Eukaryota; Metazoa; Chordata; Mammalia; Chiroptera; Vespertilionidae
Gene: DNAJA4
Product: DnaJ (Hsp40) homolog, subfamily A, member 4
Exons: 6
Biological process (GO): protein refolding
Cellular component (GO): cytoplasm; cytosol
Molecular function (GO): Hsp70 protein binding
Source: RefSeq, a predicted model, not a curated record